GGGGGAUGUGCUCAGGGUCAAUGCAUCCUGGAACACAAACUCCGCUCUUGAAUCCCCGUCACGUCAUCGCCGUCUCGUGGCUUGUGAGUGUGUAGGCCACUCGCAAAAACCCGAAAGGACCGAUAAAUACGACACACAUCAUCAAUUUAUUUGACAUAAAUGGCGGCCGAAGGCGAAUAUGAGUCAAUCCUGUGCGUUAAACCCGACAUCAAUGUUUAUCGCAUACCACCGAGGGCUACAAAUCGUGGAUACAGGGCAGCAGACUGGAAGCUGGAUGUGCCCGAUUGGUCAGGGCGCAUGCGGAUCACGGCGAAGGGCAAAGUGGCCUACAUCAAACUGGAAGACAAGGUCUCAGGAGAGCUGUUCGCCCAAGCCCCUGUCACAGAGUAUCCCGGCAUCGCAGUUGAAACCGUAAGCGACUCCAGUCGCUACUUUGUCCUGCGAAUACAGGAUGACAAUGGCCGCAGUGCGUUCAUUGGUGUUGGAUUCGGGGACAGAGGGGACUCUUUUGACUUCAACGUGUCUUUGCAGGACCACUUUAAGUGGGUGAAACAAGAGAAUGAGAUCAGCAAAAACCCUCAGGGGGCAGCUUCGGGACCAAAGCUGGACUUGGGAUUUAAAGAAGGACAAACCAUCACCCUUAAUAUUGGGCAAGGCAAAAAAAGAGAUAAGCCACGCUCACAGGGGGCAGGUGGGUCUGGUCUCCUUCCACCGCCACCAAAAGGCAAGAUGGCUCCUCCUCCUUCCUCUACCUUCUCCAAUCACAACACAGUGCCUCAAACAGGAGGCCCAGAGAUCGGCUGUUUGCUAGAUCUGGACAGUAGUAACUCCAACACUGUGGUCCAAUCAUCUAAUCUCAGCACUGCUCUUUGGGGAGACUUCUCCACUCCUGCAAGUUCUCUCCCCCCAACAUCGCGACAACAGCACACUCUGAAUUGGGGCCAGUUUUGAGUCCACGUCACGGCAUGUUUUUUUUAUUUGAUUCCAUCGCUGAACACACCGCCUCCCUCUGUCACUACAAUACAACAGAAAACUGUCCAAGAGGCAAGGAACACCAUGCACUUCUAGAAUGUCUUUAUCAAAACUAUGAAUGAGUGUAGGCUAUAGUCUCCUCCCAAAGUAAAAAAUAAUAAUGAAGUCAGAUUUUGGAUGAUAAUAAUGCAAAUCUAUUGCACAUAUUCAAUGUUUUGGCAUAUGAGAUUUAUGGUAGGUCUUCAAUACCGCCUAAGGGCUAUGAUGAUAGAAUCUUCAAUUUCUUGUUGUCACAGGAAUAGGAGCAAUAUUACAGUACUGCUUUUUACCCAGAAACGGUGCCCUCUUGUUAAUGUUUACCUAAUCAUCACGACAUGCUUGAUUUAUAGAGGGCAACACAUAGGGAGACGUCCUUUCCCAUAUGAUUUUCUUCUGAUCAUAAUAGGGAAAAGGAUUUGUAGUAAUUAAUUGCUAGGACAGUAGCUCAAUUCCGUUUUCUCCUCAGUGUGCAUUUGUUCACUCCCCCUCAAGGAUUUAAAAGCAUUGGAUUAGUGUAUGCAUUGGCUGGAGGGAGUCUACCAUAUUCCUUAUGAUUGCAUACAAACUAUAGGCGAUUUUUGGGAGAACGGGGAGAAACGGAGUAGAGCUCAUAUUGAUGAAUGUAUCUGUUACCAUUGUACUGACCACCUCACACACUGGGCAUUUUUUGAAGAGAGAAGAGCAUGUAUCUGUGUUUACUUUUUGGAGGACUUGACAGAGCACUCUACAGUCCAUUUGUAGGUUGGUAGUUGUGAUGUAGUGUACAUUGGAUGAAAAAUGGGUUAAAAUGCAUACUUGUAAUGAAAAGAAUGACAAGUAAAUCGGUAUAAAACUAACAAUAUGCUCAAAAGUGCUAUUCAUUUGUCUGUUUAUGAAAUAAGUAGCCUGGGAUGCUAGAUCUGUGUUUGUCUAUUCCUUUAUCAAUAGCCAAUGCAGAAACCAAUCUGGCAACCAGGCUGUGAAAUAUGAUUGUCUAACAGUGUAAUUUGAUGAAUGUAUGACAACUCCAGCUAUUGUUGGGGAGGAUGUGCUGCUGUUUAUUGAUGAAUGUAUGACAACUCCAGCUAUUGUUGGGGAGGAUGUGCUGCUGUUUAUUGAUGAAUGCUGUUGGAAGUGAAUGACUGAAGUUGCCUCAUGUCAAUAGUGUUUGUUUACCUUCCCCAGAACAUGGUUUCACAUGGCUCUGUCACUGGAUGCGUACUUAUGAUUUAUUGCCUUGGUCCUCAUUACUCAUCAUGACAUGUGAAAGUGGCAAUAAAAACCUUCAAAAGGA
Molecule: messenger RNA, 2284 nt
Organism: Oncorhynchus kisutch (coho salmon)
Lineage: Eukaryota; Metazoa; Chordata; Actinopteri; Salmoniformes; Salmonidae
Product: adaptin ear-binding coat-associated protein 1
Exons: 8
Coding region: 160-951 (263 amino acids)
Biological process (GO): endocytosis
Cellular component (GO): membrane; clathrin vesicle coat
Source: RefSeq, a predicted model, not a curated record